Dendrobium catenatum is the source of this 4296-nucleotide messenger RNA. RefSeq lists its product as uncharacterized. Bases 1 to 4296 code for a protein of 1431 amino acids. The transcript is spliced from 6 exons. NCBI's taxonomy places the organism in Eukaryota, Viridiplantae, Streptophyta, Magnoliopsida, Asparagales, Orchidaceae. The record is from RefSeq and is a predicted model, not a curated record.
AUGGUGUGGUCUAGAGGAGUUUGGUUUCUGUUGGGGAAACCGUUUGUGUUGCAAAAAUGGCAUCCUAAGAAGAAAGACUUCAAGACUGUCCCCAUCUGGGUCAAAAUUCAUGACCUACCACUUGCAUGUUGGAACUCCGAAGGAAUUUCGUGGAUUGCUAGUAAGAUAGGGGUUCCUAUUGCGGUGGACAGCCUUACGGAGCAGAAAACUCGGCUCACCUUUGCUUGCGUCUGUGUAUUAGUGGAUUGUAAUGCUACCUACCCGGAAGAAAUCAAGGUUUCUUUAGAUGGGGACGUUGUCUGCUUGAAGGUGCAAUAUGAAUGGCGCCCUUUCCCUUGUGCACACUAUAAGUCUCUGACGCAUUUUUCUUCAUCUUGUCCGUCUAAGCCAGAUGUGGUUACAAAUGUUGAAAAUGUUAACGCAAGACAGAAUCGGGGUAGAAGUUUUAGUAGAAAGCCCAACUCCCGUCACUUAUCCAAAAAUCCAAACUUCGCCAGACCUCCUGCUUCUCAGGAUUCUCCCCCUCGCGCAUCGAAUGUGGUCUCUGGUGACUCCUUAAUUGAUCAGGGAGUUUCAAACAUGAUUGGACAACCUCUACUUUAUCAACCACACUCACCGCCCCCUUUCAAAUUGGGUUCCCCUGCUAAAGAUCUUCCUCUGGUUCCUCCACCUAUCGUAUAUCAAUCUGGGAAAGUAGAUGACGGGUUAGGUAUCCCUAACCUGAACUCCCCUAAUGAAGCCACAUCCUCUUCCACAAGCAUUCCUCAAUCCAAUUCCAAUCUGAGUACUAAAAUCGUUAAAGUAACAUCAGCUGGUGAUUUUGCUCAAAAAGAAAUUAUUUCGCCUAAUAAAUUUGAUGCUUUACAUAUAGAAGAUGAUAUCCCGCUGCAAUCAAAUGUGAAUGCCGAGUCUGAGGGUAUUUCUGCUACUGAUAAGGAAGAAGGUGGUGGUGAAUCUCUUUUUAAAGAGGUAUGCAAGGCAAAAAAUCCUCAGCCUAGUGCUGCAUCCAAAAAAACUGCUAAGGGAAAGCAGCGACUUGUGGAAUCUUUUAAUCUUGACUUGGUUUGUGUUUUGGAGAACAGAAUUCAGAAUAAGUCUUUAAAUGAUCAAUUUUUUGUGACUGCUCAUUCCCUCUUUCCGAAUGAAUCUAGCUGUCAUAAUUUUGACCUUUCCCUAUCCGGGAGAAUAUGGGUUAAGUGGGAUCCUCUCAAAUUAUCUUUCACUCCUAAUUUUAUCACCUCUCAAAUGAUUAAUGGCAUUGUUACUGGAAGUUCUUUUACUACCUUUCAAAUCAUUGCUGUGUAUGCUUCUAAUAGUAGUCAGGUUCGAAAAUCUCUGUGGGAAGACAUUUGUUCGGUGGCCCCUGAUUGCCAUACUCCUUGGGUGAUCAUUGGGGAUUUUAACUGCUGUAGGUAUGCUUCUGAGAAGAUUGGAGGGAUAUUUCUCUUUAAAAACUAUUGGACUAAGCUAGAUGAUUAUUGGUCUCUUCUCAUUGAGACUCUCUAUUUGCCAUCUACGGGAAAUCCUCUGGGCCACCUGUGUAAUCUGUUCAGAACUCUCAAAAAAGAAAUCAAAGCAAAAUCCCGGGCCUCUUCCUUUUGUGUUAGUAGGCACAUUGAACUUCUUCACAACAAUCAACAGGCUUUGCUGGCCUCCCUCCACUCGGAUCCCUUCAACUUUUCCUUGAAUCGGUCUUACAAAGAAAAUAAUAUUAAGCUGGCUGAGUUCAUGUCUUUGCAAGCUUCUUGGAUCAUACAAAGGGCUAAGGUUAAUUGGUUAAAAUAUGAUGAAGAUGAUCUGAAAUUCCUUUAUGCUAAAAUUAGGAUUAGAAUGGGAAGCAAUAAAUCUGUGGUCAAUCUGCUUUCCUCUAAUCCUCAAUCUUCUAGAGCUGAUAUGAUUUCCUUCAUAAUCCAUUACUUUCAAGAGCUGUAUAAUCCCUCACCUCCCAGCAACAUGAAUAUGGAUAUCUUCCCUGUGGGAAAUAUUUUGUCUGAUGAGUAUGUUUCUUCUUUAAACUCUUAUGUGACGGAUGGUGAUAUUAAAAGUGCUGUUUUUUCGGGUUCAUCUAAAUCUGCCCCUGGCCUUGAUGGUCUCAACUUCCACUUCUACAAAUCUGGCUGGCACAUUCUUGGUCCUACUGUUUGUAGGGCUAUCAGAUCCUUCUUUAUUAAAGGGUUCCUACCUAAAGGUGUUAAGUCAACUGCUUUAGCUAUUGUCCCCAAACAUAAAAAUGCUUCCAGCAUUUCUGAUUACAGGCCGAUUGCUCUAUGCAAUGUUCUCUAUAAAAUCAUAGCUAAGAUUUUGGCUGCUAAGUUGAAACCGGUUAUGAACUGGAUAGUAAAAGAUAAUCAAGCUGGGUUUGUUAACUCUAGAGUGUCUACUGAUAACAUACUUCUUGCUAAUGACAUUCUUUAUCAUGCUGGAAAAAGAGGUGGUGAUAAUAUCUUCUGUGCAAAGCUGGAUAUUAAGAAAGCAUUUGAUUCUGUCUCCCGACAAUUCCUUCUAGCUAGACUUGCCCAAAAAGGUUUUCCUAGCUUUUUUAUUAGUUGGAUAAAGGCUUGUAUUACAGAUGUCAACUUUUCUAUAUUGUUGAAUGGUGCUCUUGAGGGAUAUUUUCCUACUUCGGCUGGGUUGAGGCAGGGGUGUCCUCUUAGCCCCUACCUUUUCUGUAUUGUGAUGGAUGCUUUUUCCAAUUUGCUGGAAGGUAGAGGAUUCAAAGGUAUCACAAAUGGUAAUUUUUCUCUCAACCACCUGUUAUAUGCAGAUGACGUUUUGAUUUUUGGUGAGGCUACAACAGAAAACUGUCUUAUUCGUGCUAAUGCUAUAACUGAUUUUGCCAAUUCCUCUGGUCUCUUCAUCAAUUAUGAAAAAUACUCCAUUAUGUUUCCUAAUCAUUUGAGGAAUCAACUUGAGGUGUGUCAAAUGCUUUCUAUCCACUCCAUUGUUAACAAGAUUACUUAUUUGGGGAUUCCUCUGUCCUUUUAUAGGCUUAAUGUGGCUGAUUUUAUGCCUUUGUUAGAUAGUUUAAACAAGAAACUUAAUGGUUGGAAAGCCAAUCUACUCUCUUUUGCGGGUAGGCUUCAAUACCUCAAAUUCACCAUUCAAAACACCAUUUCCUACUGGAUCAGAGGUUCAUUUAUACCUAAAUCUGUGCAUAAGGUUUUUAAAAAAGUUAGCUCUAGAUUCCUGUUUUUUGGUGAAGUCAAUUCGGUUAAGAAGCUCCAUAAGAUGUAUAAUCAUGAUUCUCCUCUAGCUCGCUGGUUGUUAGCUAAGUACCGCUCUCCUUGGAAGCCUACGCACAGUUCUUCUUCAAAGAUGUGGGAAUCUAUUUGUAAAACGGCUGAAACUGUGAAAAGUUGCUUUCAUUUUACUAUCUUUCCUAAGUGCCCCAUUUCCUUAAAAUGGGAUCACUGGUGUCUUAACUCCACACUGGGGAGUAUUGCUGGUUUGGCUGAUAAUGCUGGUCUGCCGGACAUUAGGCUAGCUGAUAUUAUAUCUGAGAAUGGAUGGGAGAUUUCUGGAGUUAUAAAUCCAAUGUUGCAUCAGUAUUUUGAGAGGGUGAAUAUUGUGAAUGGUGUGGGGCUUUGCUUGCUUUGGUAUAACAGGAAUUGCUUUCGAUUAAACUCAUUUAUUAAAGAAUUUUACACUGAUUACCCGGAUUGCCAUUGGUAUAAAAUGGUUUGGCACAAAAAGCAUAUUCUUAAACAUUCUGUAUUUGUUUGGUUGGCCUUAAAGGAUGGUUUAAAGACUGCGGCUGCUCUCAGGAUUAGGCAAAUCUUUGUUCCCAUCUCUUGCAGUUUAUGUCAUUUAUGUGCUGAAUCUGUCGCACAUCUCUUUUUUGAAUGCACUUAUUCUUUCUACAUUCUAAAAUGUCUUAUUCCUGGAGUAGAAAUCUUUCUAUUAAGACCGUCGAUUCUGCAAUUGUUUGAUUGGAUGAAUGGUGAAUUUGGCUCAAAUGCUAAUACUUUGAAUUUUUACAAGCUGGCGGUUGGUUGUAUUAUAUACUUCACCUGGAAAGAGAGAAACAGAAGGAGAUUUGGUGGAAAUUCUAACUGUUCCACCACUGUGCUGUUGAAUAUCAAACGAGUAAUUUUUGAGAAGCUGGUUUUAUCGGGUUCUGCGAUAUUCGGAAGGAUAUGGCCUGGAGGUGUUGCUUUAUUACUCAGGACUAUGAUGAAGCUCCAAAAUGUUGCACGACGAAUUCUACCCCUUGGAUGGCCUUCGGGCAACCAGGGAUUCUCCAGUUUCUUCUAUUGCCACUGCAGAUGGUUCGUGCUUAUGGUUGCUGGACUCUGA